AUGACCAACGAAUACAGUCGUGCUUCAUUCAACCGAGCAUUCGACAGGAAACUUCUUGUUGAUACCUUUGCGCCCACUAGCACUGUCCAACAAAGACGUGGCAUUUACCACCCUACAGAAGCUCGGGAAGAUGCCAUCAUCAUUGCCUCUGGGUCGAGAUCAAGAGGAUCUGACAGAAUGAGCAGGAAACGCCAUCACCUCAGUAUCAUUGAAACACACGCCGAUAUAACCGAGGUCGGAUCUUCCAUAUUUUCGUGA
Messenger RNA from Marasmius oreades (fairy-ring Marasmius), 258 nucleotides. RefSeq lists its product as uncharacterized. The record is from RefSeq and is a predicted model, not a curated record. Lineage: Eukaryota; Fungi; Basidiomycota; Agaricomycetes; Agaricales; Marasmiaceae. Bases 1 to 258 code for a protein of 85 amino acids. The transcript is spliced from 4 exons.